Solanum dulcamara is the source of this 793-nucleotide messenger RNA. RefSeq lists its product as uncharacterized. Lineage: Eukaryota; Viridiplantae; Streptophyta; Magnoliopsida; Solanales; Solanaceae. The record is from RefSeq and is a predicted model, not a curated record. The transcript is spliced from 2 exons. Bases 210 to 422 code for a protein of 70 amino acids.
GAAGGUUUAUCGGUAUCUUUAUUGUUGGGCUUUGCUCACAAAAUGGGUUGGGCUUAUAUCAAACUUACACAAAGCCCACGAAAUCUCCUUUCAAUAAAUUCGAACCCCAAACUGUGCUUCUUCUUCUGCAAACUUGCUAAUCUCCGGUCAGUUUUUCCGGCGCAGUCAAUUUUCCCGGCGAUCUUGUUGUUCAUUUUCAGGAAAAAAAAAUGAAGAAAGGAAUUCACCCUCAAAUGCAAUGGAUAUCCUACGUGACACAAAGUGGACGGUUGAUGCAUGUUAUGAUGACCAAAAUACACCAAACAGGCAAAGUCUAUCACAUAAGAGCAAGGCGUCAGAUGGCUCAAAGUAUUGGUCAGAUUGCAAAGUUUAAGCGCCGGUAUGGUGAGAAGGAGGAAGAGGAGGAGAAAACAAAUAAAUGAAUGCAUAAGUUGGAAAAAUAGUGAGUCUCUGAUAAUUUUGUGGAUGGAUUCAUCCUUACCUUUUCCUUUCCAUCUCAUCUUAACUGGUCUUCUUGUCUGCUGUCGCCCCUUUGAAUGUUAAACAUUAGCAAACAACCAUUCUUCCUACUGUGUACACCAAUUCAGUGAUGUUUUUUGCAGCAAUUAUUAUGGCUCGUCCUCCUAUCAGCGUCAUACAAAAACAUUCUAUGAUGUUUAAUAAGAAACUUUAGCGUCUCUAUUUUCUUAUGUGGAAUUGUUGAUGUCUCCUCUGCACUCACGUUAAACGAUCACGAUUAUGCUUUGGUACAGGUUUUUUCCUUGACCGCCUGCUAUUAUAAUGAGUUGAUGCA